Sebastes umbrosus (honeycomb rockfish) is the source of this 1190-nucleotide messenger RNA. RefSeq names its product claudin-10 (gene cldn10l2). The record is from RefSeq and is a predicted model, not a curated record. Bases 114 to 899 code for a protein of 261 amino acids. Lineage: Eukaryota; Metazoa; Chordata; Actinopteri; Perciformes; Sebastidae. Gene Ontology annotation, molecular function: structural molecule activity. Gene Ontology annotation, biological process: bicellular tight junction assembly; cell adhesion. Gene Ontology annotation, cellular component: plasma membrane; bicellular tight junction. The transcript has 5 exons.
CGUCCUGAAACAGGAAAUGACUCAUCAUCUUACCACUGAGUGGACGUUUAGUGUGUUUUGUGCUUCUAACCAACUGAGUGGACGCUACCAGGUUUAAUUUAGUGAUUUCAGAAAUGAAUAAACGUCUGAUCCAAUUGCUUGGCUUCUUGAUUUCAUCACUGGGAUGGCUGUUUGUGCUGUGCACCAUUGCCAUGGACUUUUGGAGGAUCUUCCAACUAGGAGGACAAGGAGGCUCCUUUAUCAUCAAAGUGGCCUGGUACUGGUCCAACCUGUGGAAGGAUUGUUUCACUGACUCCACAGCCAUCACCAACUGUAGGGACUUCCCUGUGCUCUGGACUGUCACCCCUUACGUCCAGGGAGUACGAGGACUGCUUAUGUGCGGGUUAACUCUUGGAUUCUUUGGUGUGGUACUUUGCUUUGUUGGGAUGGAGUGCACUUAUAUUGGCGGAGCUGAUAAAACCAAGGACAAGCUGCUUUUUGCGGGGGCAGUGUUUCAUAUAAUUGGCAGUGUGUCAGAUGUUUCUGCCUACUGCUUAUACAUCAACAGGGUUGCCAGAACAACCUUUGCUGUCAGUGUAGGGCCAGGAGUCUUACGGUAUGACCUAGGACCUCCCAUAUUUCUAGGAUUGGUGGGAUGUUUUUUAAUCCUUUUAGGGGCUUUGUUUUACGCUGUGACAGUCUUCCGAGUCAUUUGCCCUGAAAGUAAAGUGGUAUAUGCCUAUGGAGGAGGCACAUAUGUGGACCCUCGCUCCAGAGGAAGAACCCUGUACACCGGAUACUACAAACCCUCCAGGCAGUAUGGAUCUUAUUUGGGCUCAGGACCAUCCAGAAGCUCUAACAACUCAAAGCUCUCCCAGACAACACCUACGAAAAUCUCAGAAAGAGAUGCAUUUGUGUAAUAGCUCAAAGCUCUUUUUUCAUAUAUAGUUUUAUAUUAACACAAACCGACAAACACAACAAGACAUAGUAUCUCCAAUCUGGUUAACAAACAAUCAGCACAUUGCAUUGUAGAUACUGUAGGAUGAAGUGUGCAAUGUACAAUUGUAAUUUUUGUUGUUUUCAAGCUCUUGUCAUGUGUUGUUUUGGUAAAACAGGUCAUACUCUGUAUAAAAUACACUGUCUUGUGUCUACUCAUUAUUGUUAACUUUUUUGUGAUUUAACAAAAGCAUGUUAAAAUGAAGAACUCUAAC